Molecule: messenger RNA, 3988 nt
Organism: Piliocolobus tephrosceles (Ugandan red Colobus)
Lineage: Eukaryota; Metazoa; Chordata; Mammalia; Primates; Cercopithecidae
Gene: LSM11
Product: LSM11, U7 small nuclear RNA associated
Exons: 4
Coding region: 1010-2092 (360 amino acids)
Biological process (GO): mRNA 3'-end processing by stem-loop binding and cleavage
Cellular component (GO): U7 snRNP
Molecular function (GO): U7 snRNA binding
Source: RefSeq, a predicted model, not a curated record
UAUUAAUUUUCAUCUUGUUCUCUAAGGUACUCUCCAGUAUUCUCUUGGAGACAUCCUCUCUAAGUCUUAAGGAAACUGAAAUGUACACAAAGCAACUAGUACAGAGAACACUAGUUGAUGGCAGUUCGAGAAUGUGGUGAUGGGCAAGUGAUGUGUGGCCUGUAGGUGAGUGGAAACAUUUUGGCUCUGAUGGAUGAGAAGGUUGUAUCUGGGCCUUCCGUGUAGAGUAGACUGUCAUUUUAAAAUCAACCAAAAAAUAUUUUGCCGAACUGAGACUGUAAAGUAGCAAGUGGUAUGAUCAGAUCUUGUGAAUUUUCCAUAGUUUCCUCCAAGAGCUGGAUCGUUGUCUCUUCCAAUUGCUUAGCAAUGCUUAGAAAGACAGUGAUAUAAUGAAUUUUCUUUGAUACUAAGCGCAAAUUUGUUUAUGCACAGGGUGUAGGAAAUGGAGGACAGACACCCAGUAUUGGCCGACAUGCAUCUAUUAUGAGCUCUGUAGGCAGUAUCUCCCCAUCCUGAGGUCAGUUCUAUGAGGUAGGUACUAUUUAUAUCAUAUUUCAGAUGAGAAAGACGCUAAAUACUUUGAGCCCAGGUAGGCUAUUCUUCCCACCCCAUCAGUAGUACUCAGCAUGGAAGCAAAUUGAGACAUUCAUUGCCUUCCUCCAGACGUUUCCUGCCAGCUCAACCUAGGAUGCGAUCCCGAGCUCAUUCCCGGGGAACCCGGAGUAUUAACAAACACCCUAAGUGGUAAUGAUAUAGACGGGGAAACUGCAUUGGAGCAGGUCAAGCAGCAGCCGACAGCGUUAACCUGUCCGCCGUGGGCGGAGGCGGCGCUAGGCGCGGGCUGGUCGGAGCCGCACACCACGCCCCCGGCCCGGGUGGAACGAGGACAGGUGCUGCCCUCCGGCGGCCGCGUCGGCGCAGUGCAACCCCGCGCCGCGGCUGCGCAGUGCCGCCCUCUGGCGGCUCCGCUCCUUCUUCCCAUGGGCCUCGGCUUGCGGGCCUUUCAAACAUGGAGGAGCGGGAGCGGGGGGCGAGGUCGGCUCGCGCCGUGAGUCCCGCGCGCCCGCCCAGCCCGCGGCUGGAUGUCAGCUCUGACAGCUUCGACCCGCUGCUGGCCCUGUACGCGCCCCGCCUGCCUCCCAUCCCCUACCCCAAUGCCCCCUGCUUCAACAACGUGGCGGAGUACGAGAGCUUCCUCAGGACCGGGGUCCGGGGCGGCGGGCGCGGGCGCGGGCGGGCUCGGGGCGCGGCCGCGGGCUCGGGGGUUCCCUCCGCGCCCGGGCCCUCAGGCAGGACUCGCCGGCGCCCGGACGCGCCCGCCCCGGACCCCGAGCGCAUCCAGCGUCUCCGCCGUCUCAUGGUGGCCAAAGAGGAAGGGGACGGAGCCGCAGGAGCGGGCCGGAGGGGUCCCGGUCGGAGCAGGAAGGCGCCACGCAACGUGCUCACGCGAAUGCCCUUGCACGAAGGCAGCCCUCUGGGUGAACUCCAUCGCUGUAUCCGCGAGGGGGUGAAGGUGAAUGUUCACAUCCGCACUUUCAAGGGACUUCGGGGCGUCUGUACAGGCUUCCUUGUUGCAUUUGACAAGUUCUGGAAUAUGGCACUUACUGAUGUGGACGAGACCUACCGAAAACCUGUCCUAGGCAAAGCAUAUGAACGGGAUUCGUCACUGACUCUCACUAGGCUAUUUGAUCGACUGAAACUUCAAGAUUCCUCCAAGAAGGAAGCAGAUUCUAAGUCUGCAGUUGAAGAUUCCACUCUGUCUAGAUACUCACAGACAUCCACUUGGAAGUUGGCUUCAGUGUGGGGAAGAGGAGACACUGACCGGGGCUCACACAAGCGUUCCCGCUCUGUCCCUUCUUCCCUGCAGGCCUCUGCAAGGGAGGAGUCCAGGUCAGAGCUGUCAGGGAGGACUACACGGACAGAAGGCUCCAGUGUGGGAGGUACCGUUUCCAGGGCUACCACCCUUUCCAGAGGCCAGUCCCGUAAGAAAAAGCGAAAGCCCAAAGUGGAUUACCAGCAGGUAUUCACUCGACACAUAAAUCAGAUUUUCAUUCGAGGCGAGAAUGUCCUACUGGUUCAUCUUGCACAGUGACCAGCUCAGCCUGGGCUUUGGUUUUUAGAAAUAAAAUGCAUGAAUUGCUGCUAUGCUGUAUCCUAGUAUCCCAGUGAAACUCUGAGUUGGAAUGAUUCCCUCUGGUCCUGCAUAAGCAGAGGACAGAGCAGGCUCAGCCCCCUGGAAGAUGAGCUCAAGGGGAGGACAGGCCUUGGGAGGGCGGGCAUUUGCAUUAAUAUCAAAGCAAAAAGCAUACAUAGAUACCUGCAUCUGAUUUGGUAUCGUGAUUUACUUCAGACCCUGAAACCAAAUAUCUGAUCUUCCAUUAGACUUAGGGGUCACAAUAUGAGUGGAAUUUACUUUUUAGAGACUAUAGGGGAAAGAAAAGUCUCAAAAAGAAGUAUUGCAUGUCUAAAAUCUAGUGCCCUGAGUACUCAUGAAUUCGAUUCCAAGAGUAGCAGUGUAAAUUGCCUUGGAGCCCUGCAUUCAUAUCUUGUAACUAACUUUUGAAUUUUGCCUGACAUGAUUCUCUCUUGAUGAAGAAAUGAAAUGUAUUGUCUUUGAAUAUCUACAAGAUCUAGGAAAGUUACCAACUUAUGUAAGGGUGGAAUUUGGAUAGGUGGUAUGCUCAUAGCAGCCAGCAACGAGUGUUCUGUUUUGAUCCUUCUUCUUCUUAUGGAAAGGAAUACAGGACUUCUUCAGUCUUCCCCUUACCAGAGGUAGCCUCUGCAAAUGGCAUACCAGAUGGGACUCUAAGAUGCUUGUGUGGUGGCUUCUUGUCCUUCUCUUUGACUUCUGUGGCAUGGUGCUAGUGCAUGUACCCUGUGGUAUUGCCCCUCUGUCCGUAGUGUGAACUGUCCUGUGAACUUUAUGUCAGGAGACUGUGACCUUCAUGUCCAGCUUCAAAGAGUUCUUCGUGAACUCAGUAAUACACAUCACAUGGCUGAGAGUCUGCUUUCCAGGCAGGGCCAGCAUGUGUAGAAUAUCUUUCAGAAUGUUCACCAUGAAACAGGGGUGGUAGAUGUAUUCCCUUGUGUCAGGCCAAAGAAGUUCUUACAAAGUACAGUGGGUGGUGUCUAAAGGGACACUUCACUCACAGCCUGGCUUGAGUAACAGGAACACCAUAGCACCCGCAAAUACUUCUACUUGAAUCAUAUUCUGUGCUUUUUCAAUCACUAGUGCAGAAUAGGCUGCAUCUUGACACAGACUGUUAGGCAAUAUUGAUUUUUUUGUUUUGUUUUUAUUUGGUUUUAUCUGAGAUAACUCAUGUUCAAGGUGAAAUAGCUAACUAGUUAAAAUGUAUGAAAAGAAAACUUUCCCCUGCUGUAUUUGUUGUGUAACAUAAAUAAGCCUUCUGAGAAGCAGGGUGAAUAAAGUUUAGGGAGCUGGGACACCUGGUCCUUCUGCUAGCUGGACCACUGGCUCAUCAUGCAAUGAAAGGUGAGCAGAUUUAACCCCUCUGUGCCUCAGCUUUUUCCCCACAGACACCUACCUCACAGGGGCAUUGAGACAAAAAAUAAAGAAAGGCAUUUUACAGUCUCUAAACAUGUUUAAGUGCCAUGAGUAAUUUUUCCUGACUCUGUUUCAUAGCUUUGUAAGAAUUCUGUGUCUUAUAAGCAAGGCAGGUGCUACAUAAAAAAAGUACUCUUAGCUGGGCGCAGUGGCUCACACCUGUAAUCCCAGCACUUUGGGAGGCCGAGACGGGCGGAUCACGAGGUCAGGAAUUAGAGGGCAUCCUGGCUAACACGGUGAAACCCCGUCUCUACUAAAAAUACAAAAACUAGCCGGGCGUGGUGGCAGGCGCCUGUAGUCCCAGCUACUCAGGAGGCUGAGGCAGGAGAAUGGCGUGAACCCGGGAGGCGGAGGUUGCAGUGAGCCGAGAUGGUGCCACUGCACUCCAGCCUGGGCAACAGAGCGAGACUCUGUCUCAAAAAA